AGCAAACGCACAGCAACGAUGAAAUGAGAAAAUAACAGGAAAUUAUAGACGCACAAAGUGUUUCUGAAACUUAGGUGAGAAAACAGGUGGGGUUGGCACGUUGGGGGACGGACGGAGAGAGCGACAAAGGAGUUGAUGCUUCACCAUUCUGCUUUCUGAUGCUGAGAUGGCGUAAAAGUUUGAGGAGAGAGAGCUCACACGUGGAAAGACCCGGGUUCCCUUACUCUUUAUUUGACGCCGCUGAUCAUGACUGCAUGGAAAAGGUGUAACCCCCAAAGCCGCCCACAGAGACGUGAAUCACAGCUGAUGAAAUUGAUGUUUCCAUCGGCAAGAUCUCUGAACUGAAACGCUUCAGCCCAAGACUAUCCUCUACUGACCCGAAGACCUGCAAACUAUCAGCGUUGGACACGAGGCUCCCCUGAAGUCGUCGUUCCUCUCGUCUGUAAAGCCGCUGAGAAGUUCUCGGGAAUACGGCUCACUGCUUUGACUCCUUUCGCCACAACAGACGGCAUGGGAGCCUGGAUUGAACGUUCAACAAACCAAAGACAGCUUUUCUGAUACCAGCCUCCUGCAGACGUCCUCGUAUCUUUAAGAUGAAUAACAGCUCUGCGACCUGGGGCAGUUGGUAUGCCCCAGACCGUACCAACUGCUCUGGGGAUGAUACUCUGCGUGUGUACCAGCACCAAGUUUACGCUGUGGUGUACAGCAUUAUCUUGGCACCGGGCUUGCUGGGUAACGUCCUGGCGCUGUGGGUGUUUAGGAUCUACAGACGGGAAACCAAGAGGGCUGUGGUGUUCAUGAUGAACCUCGCUGUGGCCGAUCUGCUUCAGGUGCUGUCGCUGCCUCUGCGGAUCUACUACUACUUGAACAACAACUGGCCCUUCGGUCACCCUCUCUGCUUAUUUAGCUUCUAUCUCAAGUACGUCAACAUGUACGCCUCCAUCUACUUCCUGGUGUGCAUCAGUGUGCGUCGCUGCCAGCUCACCGUGAACCCGCUGAAGUACAAGAUGAAGCAGAAAGGAGACAUGUUGAUAAGCAUGUUCGGCUGGCUGUUUGUCUGCGUGACCUGCAUAGCUUUCCCCUUCUUACGGAGCGAGUCAGAGAAGCAAGCGGUGUGUUUCGCAGAGCUGCCUACGAAAAAAAUCAGUGUUUUAUUUGCCACAGUCCUGAUGACAUUCGCAGAACUAAUGGGCUUCAUCAUCCCCCUCGUCGUUGUGGUGUCAUGUUCAAUUUUGACAGUUUUAAGCCUCAAAACGGUGACGAUGGAGGGCAUUCAUGACUUUGGGGAGAAGCGGAAGGCUCUGAAGAUGGUGCUGUGCUGCACCGUAGUCUUCUUGCUGUGCUUUGCACCGUAUCACAUCACCUUGCCGCUGGACUUCCUGGUGAAAGCUGAGACUUUGAAGGACUGCGCCACCGGAAACACGAUUCGGAGGAGUCACAUCAUAACGCUCUGCCUCGCCAGCCUUAACUGCGCCGUCGACCCGAUCAUGUACUACUUCACAAGCGAUGAAUUCAGGAAGCGGCUAAGCAAGCCCGAGAUACCGGACAAUUUUAGUUUGAGCAGACGGCUGUCCUGCUUAACUGCCUCAGGGAACAUAGAGACAAACUAGGCUUUGGAAAGCCACACGUGUCACAAAUCGCUGCUUUUGCUACACAUUUGGAAAAAAUAAAAUAAAAUGCAGGUCGCUGUAAAAUACGACGAAAAUUCAGUGAAAACCUUCUGAAUUCUGAACAUUUGGGUCGUCACAAACUGCUUGAUCGCCGUCACACGUAAAAACCACCAUUCAGUGAGCUGAAUAAACGCCACAAUAUCCAGCGGUCAUAAGUCACUCUUACAACGGCGUGAAAAAAGCCGUUUUGACUGGACUUUUGGCGCACUUUCCUAAGUCACAAGCCGACGUGUUGUUUUGGUUUUAAUUUUUUUUUGCCAAAUGUGUAGUAAAAGUGCUGAUUUGUGUCCAUUCCGGGUUACCGUAGCCGUCGCUCAGGAAGGCGGCGUCCUUACAACCACUAAUCCUCCAAAUAAAAUGUGAGCAUUCCUUUGGUGAAAAUUUAAAUUAUUUGUGAAUAUAAGAAAAUAUACAUCUGAAAUGUGAAGCCCUUACUCUAUUUGUAUGUAAUUAAAACAUGAUUUAUUUUUUA
Messenger RNA from Poecilia reticulata (guppy), 2142 nucleotides. The record is from RefSeq and is a predicted model, not a curated record. NCBI's taxonomy places the organism in Eukaryota, Metazoa, Chordata, Actinopteri, Cyprinodontiformes, Poeciliidae.